This is a messenger RNA of Selaginella moellendorffii, 1148 nucleotides long. Its product is annotated as probable protein phosphatase 2C 10. Gene Ontology annotation, biological process: protein dephosphorylation. The record is from RefSeq and is a predicted model, not a curated record. NCBI's taxonomy places the organism in Eukaryota, Viridiplantae, Streptophyta, Lycopodiopsida, Selaginellales, Selaginellaceae. Gene Ontology annotation, cellular component: cytosol; nucleus. The transcript has a single exon. Gene Ontology annotation, molecular function: protein serine/threonine phosphatase activity; cation binding. Bases 1 to 870 code for a protein of 289 amino acids.
AUGGUGUGGAGAGCGCUCUUCCUCUUCUCGCUCGCGUUCUUGACAUCGAGCUUCAUAUCAUCCAUCAACGAGCAAUCGCCGCCGCGCCGCUACUUCGGCACCGCCACCGAUCAAGGCCUCCGCCGCUACCAGGAGGACAGGAUCUUGGCCGUGGCCAAUCACACCCAGUUUGGAGUCUUCGGCGUGUUUGACGGCCACGGCGGCGCGCAAGCCAGCGAUCUCGCCGCCUCGCUCUUCUAUCCCAGGUUCGUCCGCCACCUUUCCUCCCAGGGUGGCGAUCUCCGCCGCCAUGCAUUCGAGAAAUCCCUGCGAUCCACACUGGGCGACGUCGAGGACGCGGUUCUCGGUAACCAGAUCACGGCCGGAUCCACCGCGUGUGUUGCCGUUGUCACGUCCGAGUUCGUGCUGGUGGCCAACGUCGGCGACUCUCGAGCUCUCGUCUGCGCUGCCGGAUCGCCCGCGAGCUCUCCACGCUUGAAAGCCGUGCAGCUUAGCCGAGACCACCACCCCGAGGUGCCCGAGGAGCGAGCACGGAUCGAAGCGGCGGGUGGCCGGGUUGUUUUCACGGGGGCGGUUUACCGAGUGGACGGAGCUCUGGCCGUGUCUCGGGCCAUCGGUGACGCGGAGUUUAAGUCGCAUGGCGUGAUCGCGACGCCGGAGUUCACGGAGUAUAGCAUCGCCGAGGCCGGGGCUGGAUCCUACUUGCUGCUCACCUCGGACGGAGUGUUUGAGACCAUGUCCAACGAGGAGGUGUGUAGGACGAUGGGUAGCGGAUCGACUUCCUUGGACGAAAUGGCAUCGAGGAUAGUUCGAAGAGCCUUGAACAGGGGGAGCUCGGACAACGUUUCUGUGAUUGUAGUUCCAUUGUAAGUUUGGAAGAAGCACAGCUUAGUAGCUCAUUCAUUAGCAAGCAGGGAUAGUCGAUCCCGAAAUUCUUGAGAACCUGUUACACAGAUCUCUAAAUUGAUGCGAACACGAUUCAUAUAAAGAGCGUGGUUCGAUCUUAUCCUCAGGCAAGAAAGGCAAAAUCCUCACCACUUCGUCCACCUCCACAUACCAAAGCAAAGAUCCUCGGCUGAAAAGACGCGCAUUCAGGACAGCGCUCAUGAUCGAUCGCUCUCUCUCGAUUCCAUUGCCAAAAGCCCUAA